GCUCACCACGGGCCCUCACGCCCGCUCCACUGCUCCACCGCCACCGACGCCGGAAUGAAGCCCGUGCCCGCCGACGCCCCGGUGCCGGCGACCAAGAUCGCCAUGCCCGGUUCGGCGGCAGCCGGCGCCGAGGCGGCGCUCCUCGGGAAGGGCCGCAAGGUCUGGGUCUUGGCCGCCAUCGCGCUGCUCGCGCUCUGGUCCAUGUCCGCCGCCUCCGUCUCCCUCCGCUGGUCCUCCUCGGGCGACCUCGCCGCCUUCUCCGGGGACCUGGACGUCCCGCUCCUUGACGACCUCGACUCCCUCGAGAUGGAGGAGAGGGAGAAAUUAGUGGGUCGAAUGUGGGACAUGUACACACGCACCAGUGAUGAGGUACGGCUUCCACGGUUCUGGCAGGAGGCGUUUGAGGCUGCAUAUGAGGAACUUGCUGGCGAUGAUACGCAGGUCCGUGAUGCAGCUAUCUCUGAGAUUGCCCGAAUGUCAGCUCACAAACUUGAGCUUGAACAGACAGUGAAUGAGAAUGAGGAAGAGAAUGCAGCAAGCAACAGAGGUGGUAGGUCAAUGGGGAAGUAGUAGCUUCGCAAACACCCUGCAGCCUGAGAACCACACCCUGCAGCCUGAGAACCUGAAGAUCUCUUGCUGACUAAGAUCAUCAGCAGCUGAAAUUAGGGGUUUUGAUGUAUACUAGUUUACAGCAACAAAGGUGCAUUUCUGGCACUGUGUAACGUUAGUUACUCCCGCUUAUGUUUGAUGACAGGCAGGGCAAAAGGCUUGUCAUUGCUGUAAAGUAACCUUCCCAGUGAAGAUAUUCCCGUAUCUCAGGCUUCCUUAGCCACUGUUUAUGUUGCUUCUAUAAUUCUAUUUGCGUUGGUUGAGUCGUUCCAAGA
Messenger RNA from Setaria italica (foxtail millet), 884 nucleotides. RefSeq lists its product as uncharacterized. The coding region runs from base 55 to 570 and encodes 171 amino acids. The record is from RefSeq and is a predicted model, not a curated record. NCBI's taxonomy places the organism in Eukaryota, Viridiplantae, Streptophyta, Magnoliopsida, Poales, Poaceae. The transcript is spliced from 3 exons.